Messenger RNA from Aspergillus tubingensis, 2355 nucleotides. RefSeq names its product ATP-binding protein. Lineage: Eukaryota; Fungi; Ascomycota; Eurotiomycetes; Eurotiales; Aspergillaceae. The transcript is spliced from 4 exons. Gene Ontology annotation, molecular function: ATP hydrolysis activity; ATP binding. The coding region runs from base 1 to 2355 and encodes 784 amino acids. The record is from RefSeq and is a predicted model, not a curated record. Gene Ontology annotation, cellular component: mitochondrial outer membrane.
AUGGUCGAUGAAGGUAGAGCACUGCACCGUCAGCAUCCGUAUGCCCUUCCUGCCUGGUUUGUAGCGGAGAAUGUUAAAACCAAAUCAGAGCAUCGGGCACCAAUCCGUCUACAUCAAAGUAGUAACCUUAACUUUCAAAGCGAUAAGGAAGUGGGUCCCUGUACGGAUACUAAUGGAGACGGUAGAAGCAAGAAUGGGAUUGACGAGGACCAGACUGAAGCUGCUGAUGAGUAUGUCUUCCAAAAGAAGCGAUACGCAGAACUAUAUGACCUUGCUGCUGCUGCUCUACUCAGCAAGACUUCGUUUCCAAAAGUGAAGCGAGGUGGCAUAUGGCCUUGCAUGGCAGUGGAAGUUGAAAGUUCUGCCUGCGCUACAGCCAUCAUAGAACACCUAGCAGGAGAUAUGGGUGCAUCCUGCAUCUCGGCUGGGCCCGAGGAUCUGUAUAAGCUUGCUCGUGAAUUUCAUCAACAAGACGAAUCGGCUCGGCAUCACGAAUGCCGCUCUUUUUGUGCAGACCCUGUGUGUCAAAGUGAAAAUAAGCCGUCAAUAUUCUUUAAAGAGACGAUAGAGAUUACAGACUCAGCCAUCGGUCUCAGUGAUGACCAUAGUGACACUGACUACGCCAUAGUCGAGGAUAGAGAUCAGAUGAUCAAAUAUCAUUUUGGAGACGAAAACAGUCUACGGAGUCAGUGCUCAAUAGAAUCUAUUUUGAAUGCUCAUUUGGCGAAGAUUGAACAGAAGCCUUCGCAAUCUGAACCCCGGAGCACGGCCUCAAGACAAAGCGAUCGACUUAUACUCCACCUUCGCAACUCUUACGAGAUUGAUUGUAUAUCCUACGGUAUCAUUCAAAGCUUCAGAAAUGCCAUCAUGGAACGUUGGAAGAAUAAUGAGCUUGUAUUGCUUAUCAUCAGCGAUAUGAACCAUGACACUCGACGGGAACUUAAUAUCACACCUUCUUUUAUUGUUUGGUUCGAUGACCCAAAGUCACUAAAACACAAGAUUGCAUCAGAAACAGAGAAGAAACAGCUCGGUAUUGCGAGAAGAGCUAGAAAACUGAAAGGGUCUAUAAGAGAAAGGCUGCCCAUAGGCUUCGCUUCCGAGCUGCUAUCCGACGCCGUACACUUGGAUAUACCGGACACUUUGUUAACUGAUUUCCAUGAUGACAUGGACUACACGCUGAUUGCUUGUCAAGUUUUGGGGCGGGUUUGCGUCAAAGGGGUACUGGAACUGAGUGACAUACUCGAAGUCUUGCAGCGUAAUAGUUGCGAGCAACCGCAGCCGCCAGAACCCUCAAGAACUGAGCCUCUGGAAGUUAAGGAGCCCAGCUUCUCCGAAACGGGUGAUACAACUAGGAAGAGUUGCAACAAGUUCGAGCUAGGGCUCUCAGAAUGCAUCAUCGACCCAGAAACUCAGAAACACACCUACGACGAUAUUAUUCUGGAGCAAAAUGUGAAGGGCCACAUAAGACGAUUGGUGCACUUUUCGAGAACCCAACUUGAGGAUUCCUCAAAGACACCUCCGGAACAACCUAGGCCUACAGGAGUCUUAAUUCAUGGACCUCCUGGUACUGGGAAGACCCAUCUAGCUCAUGCAAUCGCCAACGAGUCCAGAGCGACCAUGCUCCGAAUCAAACCAGCAGACAUCGUCAGUGAUGUUGAGGGGGAUGCAGAGAAAACGAUCCAUGCCGCAUUCACACUAGCCAAGACGCUAUCACCUUGUGUUCUGUUCAUCGACGAAGUCGAUGCCCUGUUUUACCGUCGCUCCGCUGACGAUCACUCCUGGCGACGAAGGGCCCUGGCCCAGUUCCUCCAAGAAAUGGAUGCGCUAUCCCAGGAUGAAGACACGCCCCUCGUCCUCUGCGCGACAAGCCGGCCCUCAGAUCUAGACGAAGCUUUCCUGCAGCGAUUUCCCAACAAGGUUAUGACAAAGCCUCCAGGCGAGGAAGAAAGACUCAAGAUUCUGCAGACAUCCCUCAAGGAAUCAGAAAUUGACCCCCAAGUCAGCCUAGAGGCCCUCGCACGUCAAUCAGCCGGCCUAUCUGGCUCAGACUUGCGCUCACUCUGCGGACAAGCUGCGUUGCACUCUACCAUGGAUGAUACAUCCUCGCAGUCAACGGGUACCGAAAUCAAAUCCCCAACCAAAUCUCAUCUUAAAGCCCAGCAUUUCGCCGAGGCUCUUCGAGACAUCAGACCUAGUGUGUCGAGGGGUUCUCAGACCGACAUAGAAGCACCUUCUCGGCUCGUCACUCGUAAUAGUAUGAAGUCUAGUCGGAACGGAAGGAAUGCGAGAAAAGCGACAGUUGAACCAUGUAUUCCAGAGUCCCCUGUAUCAGACAACGAGACUGCUUUUCUUUAG